AUGACUUCUUUUGGCGACACAAAGCUGCGGAACCUGGGAGACUAUUUUGCAGGUAAUAUAUCCAGAGGAGCUGAUCCUAUGUGGCAGGGAUGGAAGAGAAUAUGGAACAGCUACCGGGCCAAAUACGUAACAUGCAAGAAUGCUAGAAUGACGCCGUUUCUACACAUUGUUUUCCUGUCCAUGGCUUUGAAUUACGCCAUUGACUAUCCUCACUUGAAAGGUAAGUUAGUUUGUUUUCAGGUUUAUCGAAGGAAGACUUCAAUAUAUCAGAAUGAGGCCCAGUGCUGUCAACUCUCUCCCGGUCUCCAGAUUAGAGUCUGAUAUCUCCCGGAUAAGCGCCAAAGUUGCUAUUUCUUGUAGACUCCACUUUCCGACAAUAAAAUUUCAAUUAUUUUGUGUAGUUUGAGCUACUGAUAACAUCGAACAUUUCCUCAUAAAUUCUAAAUAUGAACUGUUUAUGUGCUAUAUCAACUAGCAUUUUGAACACAAAUGACGUCAUCUGUCUCGCAAUAUGAUGUCAUCUAUCUCUUCUUUCCUGUCAAUUCUCAAUAUAUGAUGACAUGGCAGGUUGACAGCCCUGAGAAUCGAUGCUAGUUUAGGCAGUUAAUGUAAUAGGCACAAGUAGAGGGACAUGAUAAGGGGUUUUUUUUCCAAUGGUACAGAGCCACUGUAACUUCUGGAUCCCUCACCCUGCAACUAAUCUUUUCUCAGAAUUUGCUGGAGGUGGCUGGCUCGGUUUAAACUUUCUCUUUUAACAGGGAGUUUAAGAUGCGACUUUGGCAACAAUGUAAGAACAUCAAAAAAGUAAUAUAGGUUUGAUAAGCAACAAAACAACUUUGCACAUGCACAUGCACAGUGUGCAAAGAAAUUAGUGUCCGAUAGCCCAGAGCUAGUGGACAUUGCUACUGGGCUAGUAAAUUCUGUUCUUAAUGUAUCGGUCAAAUCGAAGCUUCAACAUGCCCCCCCCCCGAGCAACCCCCUGGGCAUUUGACUUUUUUGAAAAUUAUUGUCCAAAUUCCCCCCUACCCAGGCCAAAAUGCCGUUCAAAUGUCCCACACUAGGGUCCAUUCAGGUGAUCAAAUGCCCCCACCCUGGGGACAUUUCACAGGCACAAAAAUGACAGAAGGAUGGUGGAAACGCCUUAAGUUGUCAAACAAAAUUUUUAUAAAUAUAACAAAACUGAGAAACACUGUUAGCGUAUUUACUACGAACAAAAGUCUCGUGGAAAGCGGCGGAAAUCGCUGCUACAAGGUCACUGAAUGCUCAGCUUUUCUUCAUCAUGCAACAUCCCGCAAAGCGUUCUAUUAAAAAAGAUCCCACCUAUUAAGAUUACUACAUCAUGACUAUUUCACUGACAUGCAUCAUUGCUCACCUUAUUAAUUAACAUACUUGCAAUAGGUCAAAGUAGUUGACCUGAGCUUUUUAUUUUAUUUUAUCGCCGGUAUAGGUAUUGUAUUUCAUUGUAAACACAACAAUAAAAUACAUUCAUACAUUCAAAGCCUGCAUCCAAUUAAAAAUUUUGAAAUUCAAAUACGGCACAAAGCUUGUUUAAGCCCUCUCCUCGUAACCAAUUGGCCAAAAAAGGCACAAUCUUUUCCAUGAAAAUACUCUAACACCCCGUUCCCCAUGAUAGCUCGCCACGCCAAAGAUUUUACAUCAAAUCGAGUUUGCAGUUCAAAUUCCCCACCCCUAAAGCAUGGGGAUCAAAUUCCCCCCCCACUGGAAGACUCUGAUAAUCAAAUUCCCUCCUCCCCGGGCCGGCAAAGGUGUCAAAUGCCCGGGGUAUGCCCGGGGGGGGGGCAUGUUGAAGCUUCGAUUUGACCGAUACAUAACUUGCCGAAUGGGCCAGGGAAGUUUUUUGGGAAAUUCAAAUUACAGAAAAACUGACAAAUCCUGUUGAUCAAAACAAAUGUUGGCAAAAUUCACUUUCUCUUCCUGAAAUUGGAUAAAGUUCUUAGGAAUUCAACUCCAGGCCCCAGUUUGAACAUUGGAUGGCGCUAUUCACUAGGGCCUGGUUCCUGAAAAGGCCGAUUAGCACUAAUCAAGGAUUAAAAUUUCGUUCCACUUUUUGUAUUUACCAUUCUGUGCAUUUCUUAGAGUAAAAUUUUGUGUUAUUAUUUCUUUUUCUCGACGUAAAGGCACAACAGUAUUUCAUAAGCUCAGUUACAUGUUCUUAGACAAAAAAGCCUUGCUUAAAAUUUGGCUUAAUCCUGGGUUAAACUUAACCAUCUUUCAAGGAACCAGGCCCAGAUAAAUCACUACUCGGCAGAAACAGUAGCCUUAUCCCCCUUUUGAACAAGUGGGGCUAGGAGAGUUUCCUACAUUUGACAAAGUAGGUGAUUUCACAUAAUUGCGAUGAAGAUUGAAAGAACACAAAACACUUUUUCGAUGAUAUUUUCACUACGGUAACCAUUGUGGUAUAUUUAACCCCCCAAUGUUAGUUCUAGGGUGGAGGGCUGGGUGGAGUGUGUCACUCUUUCGAAGUUGGCAGAAAGAGCCAUCCCCUGUUGGGAGAUUUUCACACCAUGAUUGACACCAGGAUGCAGUUGCUAUAAAGGUGGAUAAAUUUUAUUUAACAGAUAAAUCUCCAUCCAGUGAAUGGUGCAAUUGGUUUUCCUAAUACUUAUCCAUGGGAUAGUGAAUUAUUGGGUGGAUAGCACUAUUCAGUGUUUAAAUGGCUGAGGCUAAGCAGAUAAACAUUUACUCUUAUGUUAAGGUGGCUGUAAUCAACUUCAACUUCAACUUCAACUUUAUUUCAUAAGACUAUUGGUUACAAUAGACUGGCCCGCUAAAUAGCAAUUGCUAAUCUAGGCGGACCAGUUAAAAGAAAAAUAAAUUGAAAGGAAAAGGAAGGAAAACUACAAUUUUAAGUUACAAUAAAUAAUAUUCUAUCACAGUUUUAUUUUAAUUACAUUAAAUCUGAACAAGCAAACAAAACAAAUACUUUAAUACAGAAAUCACUAAACUAUUAAUCGAACUUUUUCAACUAUUAAGGGCGUCUCAAUAUAGUCAUCUUCUCUUUUUAAGAUAUCCGACAGCAAUCUGUGAAGUACUUUCCUAAAUUUCUUUUUAGGAAGAUGACCUCCUUUUUUCUGGGAAUGAUCAAUUUCAUUUGCUGUGGAUUAACUGAAAUUGUUAAAUUGCCCUGGUUUAUGCCCCUCCCCUUCGCCUGAUGCUUGCAUAAUGCCUUUUGUGGCAUAGGUGCAUCGACCUUAAAUAAUUCUACCUAAAAUACAAUAUACAAACUCAAGUCCUUUCUGUCAGUGAGGGAAACUUUGUACAGCACUUGCAUGUUGUUUUGCACCUUCCUGAAACUUAAAAAUUGUUUGUGUGUGUAAAAUUCUAUUUUAUUUGUUUUUUCAAAGCACAUUCUCUGUGGAGGAAGUAUCACUGAAAACUGUGUAAAGUUCUUGGUCUCAGUUCAAUUCUAUGCUGGUUUGCAAGAUGACAAGUGCAGUGGACUUAUUUUUUUUGUGUGUAAUUAA
Molecule: messenger RNA, 3485 nt
Organism: Porites lobata
Lineage: Eukaryota; Metazoa; Cnidaria; Anthozoa; Scleractinia; Poritidae
Source: the annotation of a GenBank genome assembly